UGGUACUGCGCCACAUAUUUUCUCCUGGAAGCGUUCGUGUUCGUGUACAAAGUGCUGCUCCUGCCCUAUCCCGUCUCCAACUUGGUGCUGGACGUGGUGCUGCUCCUCCUCUACCUCGGCAUUGAGGCCACACGCAUCUUCUUCGGCUCCAAGGGGAACCUGUGCCAGCGGAAGGUGCCGCUGUCCCUCAGCCUGGCACUUACAGUGCCGGCAGCCGCGCUGGCCGUGUACUACCUGCUGCUCCAGACAUAUUCCCUGCGCCUGGAAGCGUUCCUGAGCGCCAUCCUGCUCCUCUUCUACGGCCUGGAGCUGCUCCUGGGCGUCCUGGCGCUCCUCUCCUUCUCCAGGUGCUGCAUCCCAGGAACUGGGGGAGCCGGCGCGGGAGCUGCCAGGAAGGCAACAGGAGCUCUGUGUAAAAGACUGACAACGUCAUCUGAGUUUAUUACACAAUUCCAACCUAUCCAAAGACAAAUCUAAUCACUGCGAGCA
Molecule: messenger RNA, 489 nt
Organism: Zonotrichia albicollis (white-throated sparrow)
Lineage: Eukaryota; Metazoa; Chordata; Aves; Passeriformes; Passerellidae
Source: RefSeq, a predicted model, not a curated record